Messenger RNA from Aspergillus nidulans FGSC A4, 2382 nucleotides. Its product is annotated as protein mesA. Gene Ontology annotation, cellular component: cell cortex. The transcript has 3 exons. The coding region runs from base 1 to 2382 and encodes 793 amino acids. The record is from RefSeq and is a predicted model, not a curated record. NCBI's taxonomy places the organism in Eukaryota, Fungi, Ascomycota, Eurotiomycetes, Eurotiales, Aspergillaceae.
AUGAGCAUCCCACUACCAAUUCGGACGUCAGAUGGAACGGGCAACUUGUCUUCCAGCCCGCCAAAAUCCAACGGACUUCCUCGCCUCUCGCCCUCCCCUUCCUUCGUCCAGAAACAUUCUCCCAGGAGCUCUGAUACUUCAGGUCUCCGCCGCUCUGCGAGCCAUCAUAAUGCUCGGCAAACUUUCAAGCAACGGCGCUGCAAAUCGCAGUACCCCCGUGACUCUCCCGAGCGCCAUGUUGAGUUCAUCCUUGUCGCCUCGUUCCAUAUCGAUCGCGGCCCGAUCAUGGAGCAUCAAUACCCGGGUCCCAUUAGUAGUGAUGAAGGUAUGUUGGCGGAACUGAUGCUGCCGGACCAGACGCACGUCCGCAGCCAGGAUUGGACUAUCUUCUUUCUGCCUUUGGACACUGGUGGGGAGGGGGAGGAGGACGACUUGGCGGGGGAGAAUAAUAAGCGGAAGGGAAAGAGAAAUAGAGUGCGGUCCUCCUCGGGCGAUGAAGGGACCAGUGCGGACACAAACAAUGAAUCCGAGGUCACGGAGGAAGAGGAGAGCAGCGAUGAGGAAGAUGGCGGGGAAGGACCGCCAUUGAUGUAUGUGCUCAAUUUGGUGAACACGAAACAAGAUAACACUGUUAAGCGCGGUGCUGUAGUAAAGGCCAUGGCCAUAUGUACACGACAUUCAUUUCUUCAUAUCUAUAAAGGGCAGCCUAUUUUGCUUUUAGCCCUGGAGGACUAUUUCAAGAACCCGUACCCAGAAACUCUUGAAACCCUCUACAAUGCCGUGAACGCCAUGGAUCUGUCUCCGAUGCCGAAACUGAACCUGCUUGAGCGCCAGAUACUGCAAGCUACGAACAGCAAAGACAUGUUCAUCGAGAAGUUCGAGCAGAUGGUCCAGCAGCGCGCGAUUGAGGACGGCGAGAACGACAUCGAUGAGGAUAAUCCACCCUCCCCGAGAAGGGGCACUGCUCCCCGUUACACCCUACCCCGAGAUACCCACGAGUUUGAGUCUAAGAUUAUCUAUAACGACAUUCCCAUCCCUGUAAAGGUACCCACGGUGAUCUGGCCUGAGAUCGUGGGCGACUUUUCGCUCGUCAAGCUCAUCCAGAUUUUCUCUGCACCACAUGCUGCAUCGCCUCAACCGUUUCCUCUUCAUCCUCACUUGACCACCAGUGGGCCACUUACCCACCCAAUUAUCGUCCUCGUCAAUGCCAUGCUGACCCAGAAACGGGUCGUCUUCCUCGGCCACAACCGACCGUCCGGAGAGGUUGCAGAAGCAGUGCUAGCUGCCUGUGCACUAGCAUCUGGUGGAAUCCUGCGUGGGUUCACCCGUCAUGCCUUUCCCUACACGGAUUUAACCAAGAUCGACGAUCUACUGCGCGUGCCAGGAUUUAUCGCGGGAGUCACAAAUCCUACAUUUGCUAAUCACCCCGAGUGGUGGGAUGUGCUCUGCGAUCUGCCUACGGGUCGAAUCAAGAUCAGUAACCACAUAGAACCGGCUCCGGUGACUGACGGCCAACUAUACUUCCAGCAGCAGAGCCCAGUUAGCGCGUCCGGCCCGAAUGCCGAUCCCACAGGGGACAACCUGUUCAUGGAGGACGUGCUACGCAGCAUUGCAAACAGAUACGGUGAAAAUGCAAUUAGAGCCAAAUGGCGCGCCUACAUCACGAAAUUCACAAGAGUCGCAGCUGCAUUCGAGGAGACAGUUUACGGAGCGUCAAAUAUCUAUAUUAUCGGACCCAAUGAAGAACUCUCUCCCGACAGCCCUAGCGGCCUCCAAUCUGAUCCUGGCGACCCAACAACAAUCCGCGGCCAUGGUUACGUCUGGCCCGACGAAGCCUCCAAGCAGCGCGAACUAAUGGCGUCGGUCUCCCGUAUAGAAGGCUGGCGCACCACCCGAUCAUACUACUCUUUCAUCCAAGACAUCGCAGCUAUGUACUGGCCCUCCCGACCAAUCCAGAAACCCGACCUUCACCACCACCACGACCGCCUCCGGACCCUGAAACUGUCUGCCUACGAGGCUGGCGCUAUAUACCUCGCUUUUGCGCAUGCAAUUAAAGAUUACGCCGGAAUCUGCCAACUCUUAACUGUUACACCGGAGAGCCAAGCAGGCCUGUUCUAUCUCUCCAUGGGCCUCCUUCACCCGGACCGGAACGUCCGCGAGGCAACGGCGGAUCUUCUCGAGCGCAUCGCCCUCCACCCCGCAGGCCGCCACUUCUGGGCGCAGCUCAAUCGCUUCGCGAAAACGGCGUACUUCCGUAUCAAGCGUGAAAAAGAAGCGGCCGGGAACUCGUCCCCUAUUGUCAAGUCUCCAAGCGACAGUUUCGGUCCGCAGCAGAGUUUGGUUGGGGUUGCGAUCAGUGGUGUGCAUUCUCAAGGGAGUUGA